This is a messenger RNA of Nicrophorus vespilloides, 1167 nucleotides long. RefSeq names its product serine/threonine-protein phosphatase PP1-gamma catalytic subunit B-like. Gene Ontology annotation, cellular component: nucleus; cytoplasm. Gene Ontology annotation, molecular function: protein serine/threonine phosphatase activity. Bases 48 to 953 code for a protein of 301 amino acids. The record is from RefSeq and is a predicted model, not a curated record. Lineage: Eukaryota; Metazoa; Arthropoda; Insecta; Coleoptera; Silphidae. The transcript is spliced from 5 exons.
GAGUGUGUAUAUUUAGUGAUAGUUAAAAAUCCUUUUUUGAUGCGAAAAUGUCAUUAAAUGUAGAUAAUUUGAUAAAUCAACUGUUGCAAGUGAAAGGAACAAACAAGAAAGUGAAACUGGAUGAAAAUGAUAUGAGAUUAUUGUGUCUGAAAGUGCGGGAAAUCCUUAUGUCCCAGCCUAAUUUGCUUGAAUUGGAGACACCGAUCGUAAUAGCCGGCGAUAUCCACGGCCAAUUUCACGACCUGUUAAAAAUAUUCGAGGGCGGCGGCUAUCCCCCACACGUUAACUAUCUGUUCUUAGGCGAUUACGUGGACAGAGGUAAAAACUCGCUGGAAACUAUUUCUCUGCUGUUUGCCUACAAAGUCAAGUAUCCAGAGAACUUUUUCCUUCUGCGAGGCAACCAUGAGUGCGGAGCCAUAUGCAAAAUCUACGGUUUCUACGACGAAUGUAAAAGAAGAUACGGCACAAAGCUCUUCAAAACAUUCACAGACGUUUUUGAUUGUUUACCAUUCGCCGCCGUAAUCGAUGACAAAGUUUUCUGUUGUCACGGUGGUUUAAGUCCAGAUCUAAAACACUUGGCACAAAUAAAUCAGAUCAAAAGACCUUUACCGGAUCCUUUGAACGGCUUGGCUUGCGAUCUUCUCUGGUCCGAUCCUACGAAAUCGGUGAAUGGGUGGGCUGAGAACGAUCGUGGUGUCUCUUACCUGUUCGGAAUCGACGUACUCGAGAAUUUCUUAAAGAAGCACGAUUUUGAUCUCAUGUGCAGAGGCCAUCAAGUCGUAGAAGAUGGCUACGAGUUUUUCGGCAAUCGCAAACUCAUAACAAUAUUCUCGGCUCCGAAUUAUUGCGGCGAAUUUGAUAACGCUGCAGCCUUAAUGACAAUUGACGAGAAUCUCUGCUGCUCCUUUAAGAUUCUAACGCCCAGGAGUGGAGUGGGAAAUAUAUUGAAAUAAUUGUAUAUUAACGUUUCACAUUUAAUAAUUAAAACAGAUCAAUUAAAAUUUGAAUCUAAAAUAUCCUCACGAUAUACAUCCGCAUAUCUGGGAAACUGCAAGACAUCUACGGUUUCCACGGUUCGCUUCCUUUUAACCCUGUUGUAAAUGACACCGAAGAUCGCCAGGAUUACCAUUCCGAAAACGGAUGUCGCAAUCACGGCCAACGAUAUUU